AUGUCCUCCACCAAAUCACCAGCGAACGAGCCCACCGCGCUCGGGUCUAUACCCGCAGACGCGACCCCGCCAGAGUCAGACUCAAGUCUCGAUACAGCCUACAAGGCCAAAGCAGACGUGCUGAACCGCGCGAUUCAAGACAUCGGCAUGGGCAGAUACCAGUGGCAGCUAUUCGUGGUGAUCGGAUUCGGCUGGGCCAGCGAUAACCUCUGGCCGAUCGUGACAUCACUCAUUCUCCCGCCGGUAUCAUACGAGUUCCACGCCUCAAAGGCACCACUACUCACGCUCGCCCAGAAUAUCGGGCUCCUCGUCGGGGCAGUAUUCUGGGGUUUCGGGUGCGACGUGUUCGGGCGCAAGUGGGGGUUCAACCUGACGAUUGGUAUCACGGCGGUGUUUGGGUUAAUCGCGGCGGGCUCGCCCAAUUUCGGUGCUGCGUGCGCAUUCGCGGCGCUGUGGUCUGUUGGUGUUGGUGGAAAUCUGCCGGUGGAUUCAGCCAUUUUCCUGGAGUUUUUGCCUGGUUCGCAUCAGUGGCUGUUGACGGUUUUAUCCGUUGAUUGGGCGUUUGCGCAGUUGUUGGCGACUCUGGUUGCAUGGCCGCUUCUGGGUAACAUGACCUGCGGCUCAGAGGAAGGUUGCACGAGAGCGAACAAUAUGGGGUGGCGCUAUUUUUUGAUUGCCAUGGGCGGGUUGGCCAUGAUCAUGUUCGUCGUGCGCUUUGUGUUCUUCACCAUCUUCGAGUCGCCCAAGUACCUGAUGGGCAAGGGGAGGAAUGCCCAGGCAGUCGACGUUGUGCAUGAAGUUGCGCGCAGGAACGGCCAGAGCUCGUCAUUAACUCAGAACGAUCUUGAUAAUUUCGACGAGGGCGAGUCGCGUGGUUUCACAGCGAGUAACAUUGUUCGCCAGCGCCUGGACAAGCUUCGUUUCGAGCAUAUUCGAGCUCUUUUCGAUACGCCCAAGAGAGCGUACUCCACCGCUCUGAUCAUUCUCGUUUGGGCGUUUAUUGGUCUCGGUUUCCCUCUCUACAACGCCUUUCUCCCAUACAUCCAGCAGUCACGGGGUAUCGAGUUUGGCGAUGGCUCGACAUACAUCACAUACCGAAACUCCCUGAUCAUCGCCGCAAUGGGCAUCCCCGGAUGCCUUCUCGGUGGCCUCCUAGUGGAACUCCCACGUUUCGGACGAAAAGGUGCACUAUCAAGCUCAACGGCAUUAACAGGUGUAUUCCUACUCGCAUCGACAACGGCAAGGACAUCAAAUGCCCUUCUAGGAUGGAACUGUGCGUAUAACUUUAUGAGCAGUCUCAUGUACGCCGUGCUGUAUGCAUACACUCCGGAGAUCUUCCUGACGAAAGAUCGAGGAACUGGAAACGCAUUGACAGCAAGUGCCAAUCGAAUUUUCGGCAUUAUGGCGCCUAUUGUGGCGAUGUUUGCGAACUUGAACUCUGCCGCGCCGGUUUAUGUGAGCGGGGCAUUGUUCAUUGCUGCGGGCAUUCUGGUCAUUUUGCUGCCUUAUGAGUCCCAGGGUAAGGCAAGUCUGUAG
Penicillium daleae is the source of this 1536-nucleotide messenger RNA. RefSeq names its product putative sugar transporter. The record is from RefSeq and is a predicted model, not a curated record. Bases 1 to 1536 code for a protein of 511 amino acids. The transcript has a single exon. Gene Ontology annotation, molecular function: transmembrane transporter activity. NCBI's taxonomy places the organism in Eukaryota, Fungi, Ascomycota, Eurotiomycetes, Eurotiales, Aspergillaceae. Gene Ontology annotation, biological process: transmembrane transport. Gene Ontology annotation, cellular component: membrane.